Molecule: messenger RNA, 7970 nt
Organism: Toxotes jaculatrix (banded archerfish)
Lineage: Eukaryota; Metazoa; Chordata; Actinopteri; Toxotidae
Gene: tmem94
Product: transmembrane protein 94
Exons: 32
Coding region: 489-4589 (1366 amino acids)
Molecular function (GO): nucleotide binding
Source: RefSeq, a predicted model, not a curated record
GAACGCUCCCAACAUGGCUGCUGCUGUGUAGUAAAGGCUCCGAAGCAGGUACAUUUGUAUUCGUGAAAAAGGCAUACUUUUUUAAAAGGAGAUCAGCAAGGACCUGAAAAUAAUAAAAGACCUCUACAUGACUGUUGCGAAGAGGAUCCAUGUGCUGCACCUGAGCAACAGUUAACCCUCCAAAUAAAAAUCCUACAUCCCAGAGUUCCCUGCUUCUCUCUGCGGGUCCUGCCGGCGUGGGCGUACCUCCUGUCACACUGGCAGAGGAGGCGGGGCAGGAGGUGUUGCCAGGUGGGGGACCAGGGCUGCACCAACCUGCCUUCUCCAUCUUCCUCCGUUCAUAUCUGAACCGCUUGAUCUGCAGCUUCCGCUGGCGGUGGGCUGAGAGGGAUCCGGCCAAGGUCCUCGGACGUGUGGUAUCUGACUGGGCUCUGCCAGGUGGCGUUGGCUGGUUGAGGAGCAGAGCAUGUUGAGUGGUUGUGGUUGCCAUGGAGCCACAGGAUAAGAAGCAGGAGGAGGAUGCUGUGACCCUGGGCCUGUCGACUGGCCAGGCUCUGCUGAAGCUCCGGGACCAGCUCAGCAGCCUGCUGGAGCAGCACCAGAGGGCUGCACACAGAAAAACUUCUGCACAGGAACAGUGGGUUAAUAGCUUCCUUUACCAUGGCAACCGUCACUCCUGCCUUCAUUGGCCAGGAGCUGCCCUCACUCUGCUGGUAGUGCUGGGAUUCUUAUUUUGCCAUGGCAGCCAGCCACAGGGCAGUUCUGGUAUAGAGCUGGUGAAUGCUGCAGCCCUCCUUCUCCUCUUCCUGCUGAACCUGCUGCUGGUCGGACGUCAGGAGAGGCUUAAGAGGAGUGAGAUGGUCCGGCGCCUCAAAGGCAUUAUAACACAGCUCAGCGACUACCUGUCAGGGUGCGUGGAUGAAGUGCGGUGGUCUCAGUCACUGUACCCUGACCUGUAUACCCCCUCGUCCCCAUCGUGGUCCCUUCACUGGACCUACCGUGACUCCCAGCUGGUUAACCUUCCUGUUAGUCUGCUGGUGGAAGGAGACAUCAUUGCUCUGAGACCUGGCCAAGAGGCGUUUGCAUCACUCAGAGGCGUUAAGGAUGAUGAGCACAUUGUGUUGGAGCCAGGAGAUUUAUUCCCCCCGUUCUCCCCUCCACCUUCCCCACGGGCCAAUGAGAAGCGAGGACCGCAGAACCCCCAGCAACACCGCCUCUUCAGAGUGUUCCGGACUCCAGUACUGGACACAGUCAGGAACAGUUUGGAGCUGGCGCUGUCUCGGCCAAUCACAGUGCUGGAUAAUGAGAGGUUCACAGUGCAGUCAGUCAUCACCAAGCUGGUUUGUCCCGUGGUGCUGGCGGCGUUCCUGCUGGUGAACACCAUCCGCUAUUUCUGUGAUGCACCCAGCCUCACCCCUACCUGCUACAAUUUCUUUCAACUUCAGGUGAUGGGUGCUCUGCCCAUCUUGCCCUUGCUCUUCCCGGUCAUGUGGGUGCUGGUGAAUGCGUUCGGAGAGGCCCGGGUCCUCGCAGAGUUCAACCGGGUGUCACCAGCUGGUCUGCUUGCUAAGUUCUCUGAGGACACUCUAAGCAGCUACACCGAAGUGGUUUCCUCCCAGGAGAUGCUACGUUGUGUGUGGAGACACCUGGUUGGCGUCUUAAAGGGACAGUCUCAGACACUGUGCUACACUUCCAGCCUCUUACACACUCUGGGAUCUGUCACUGUGCUGUGUUGUGUGGACAAACAGGGUAUCCUGUCGUGGCCUAACCCCAGUCCAGAGACCGUGCUGUUCUUCAGCGGACGGGUCGAACCACCUCACAACAGCCAGGAUGAUCUCAGAGACGACCUGUCUGUCAACUCCUACUGCCGAAUGGAGACGGAUGACGACAGGGAUGAGGCCCAGGAGGGGCAGGCUCUGCUCUGUCUACCGGCAGAGUCCUCCACCCAGCUGGGGGAGGGGCCCGAGCCGAGCGAGACCUCACAUGACACCAUUCGCUCAUCUGACACGGUCCGGCUUCGGCGUUCCUGCCAGCCCGCACACAGUCGCACCAAACACCACUCUGGAUCCAACGUGAGCUUCAGCCACGACACUGAGGGAGGCGAGGACGACCAGGCCCAGGACUUUGCAAUGGGCUGCCCAGAGGCGGAGGCAGAGGACUUUGUGUGUGACUACCACCUGGAGAUGCUGAGCCUGUCACAGGACCAGCAGAACCCAACCAGCAUCCAGUUUGAUGAUCUCUCCUGGCAGUGCCACCUGCCCUCCCUCAAGCCACUGGGCCUCAACAUCAUGCUGAACCUCUGCAACGCCAGCGUCACCCAGCAGCUCUGCCGCUUCUCUGACCACCUGUCCAACCUGGCUCUGCAGGAGAGCCACGGCUCUGUACUGCCUGUCUACGUACCCUGGGGGCUCUGUGAGCUCUCCAGGCUCAUAGGAUUCACUCCCGGUGCAAGGGAGCUGUUCAAACAGGAGAACCACUUGGCUCUUUACCAGCUGCCAUCUGGAGAGAAAACCAAGGAGUUCACCUCCCGCCACCUUCAUUACUUCACCAAACGCCAGCCUCCCAUGUCCCACCUCAUCUCUCUGUUCGUACGAGACUCCUCCUCCAAUAACAUCCAGAUGCUGUCACAUGGCUCGGCUGACCUCAUCCUGGAAGCCUGCACUGACUUCUGGGAUGGAACUGAUAUCUACCCCCUGUCGGGCUCAGACAGAAAGAAGGUCCUGGACUUCUACCAGCGGGCCUGUCUGUCAGGUUACUGCUCAGCCUUUGCCUACAAACCCAUGCAAGUGUCACUGUCAAGCCAACUCAAUGGGAAGUGUGUAGAACUGGCCCCCGGUCCCAGCCUCUUCUCUGGAGUGGAGCUGCCCUCCACCACCCCCAUCAAAUACAACUCCUGUAGGAACAGCUGGAGCUCAGAUGAGGGUAUAGGUGAGGGGGUGGAGCGUGAGGACUGCGUCCAGGCCCUGAGUGGGCAGAUCUUCAUGGGAAUGGUGUCGUCUCAGUUCCAGGCGAGGCUGGACACAGUCCGGCUUAUCGAUGCCCUGGUCACAGCUUGCAUCCGCUUUGUUUACUUUUCUAUGGAGGAUGAGCUCCGCAGCAAGGUUUUUGCUGAGAAGAUGGGUUUAGAGACGGGCUGGAACUGCCACAUCUCUCUGACCCCAAACGGAGACAGUCCCUGUGAUGGAGCUCCAUCCAGCCCCAGUCACGGUUCCCUGCACGAAGACCUGAACCAAGAUUCUCGGGAUGAAGCAGAAGGUCCUUUGCUGCCAGAGGAGGAAGCCCACUCUGACUUAGCCAGUUUCCAGCCCACAGACAGUGAUGUGCCCAGCUUCCUGGAGGACUGCAACAGGGCCAAGCUACCUCGUGGGAUCCACCAGGUCCGUCCUCAUCUGAAGAACAUUGAUAAUGUGCCUCUUUUGGUGCCACUCUUCACUGACUGCACCCCUGACACCAUGUGUGAGAUGAUGAAGAUCAUGCAGGAGAACAGGGAGGUUACAUGCUGUCUGGGAAGCUCCGCCAAUUUCCGCAACAGCCGCCUGUUCCUACAGAGUGACAUCAGCAUCGCUCUGGACCCUCUGUACCCGUCUCAGUGUUCGUGGGAGACAUUUGGCUAUGCCACCGGAGGAGGCUUCAACGGAGACGCUGAGGGUCUGUCUCCUCUGAGACUCUCAGGACAGCUCAACAGUCUGGGCUGCUCUGUCACCUUCCACCAAGGAGAGAGCGUCAGCAUGGUCAAGCUCAUAGAGCAGGCGCGACACACGACCUAUGGCAUCCGCAAAUGCUUCCUCUUCCUGCUGCAGUGUCAGCUCAGUCUGGUCAUCAUCCAGUUCUUAGCCUGUCUGGCUCAGCUUCCUCCUCCAAUGAACACCACUGACAUCCUCUGGCUGUCCUGCUUCAGCUGCCCACUUCUAAGUGUGUCACUUCUGGGGAAGCCUCCAGACAGUUCAGUCAUGGCAGUUGCCACAGGGAAGAACCUAGAUGCCAUUCCAAGAAAGACCCAGAACUACUUCCUUGGCUGUUUCCUGUUGAAGUUUGCUCUGACAGUGUGUGCCUACCUCUUGGCCUUUGGGUUUACACUGCAGGAGGUCUGCCUAAGCAGAGGCAACAACACCUUAGCUGACAACACCACCAUCACCUGCCACAUACUCACAGCCAGCUCUUCAGACGAGGCUCCUCAGUGGUUCAGUGAGCUGUCUAAUGGCCUGCUGCUGACUCAGAAGGUCAUGGCAGGGUUCCUCGUCUUACACACAGUGGUGAUCUCCCUCAGCUACGUCCACCGCUCUCAGCCUCUGUGGAGAAAGAGUCCGUUCAGCAAUACCUGGUGGUGUCUCACUGUACCUGUGGUCCUGCUCAGCCAGAUUGUUCAGGCCUCAGUGGAUUACCAGUUGUGGCGCGACCGGGGCAGCCUCCCGACCUUUAACCUUGGUGACAUACCGCUGCUAGCCUGGAUGCUGGUCUCUCUGUCCACGCUGCUGGUGGUGGUGGUCAACGAGGUGGUGAAGCUACACGAGAUACGGGUGAGAGUUCGCUACCAGAAGAGACAGAAGCUGCAGUUUGAAACAAAGCUGGGAAUGAACUCUCCAUUCUGAUGCCUUCCCUUUGAGGAAGCUGGUGUCAAGGCAAUACUGGGAACCAGUCAGUCCAUUCUGGAAACCAGGGACGGGCUGGUUGCAAACACUGCAGUGCCCUCCACGAACACCUCAGCCCAACAGCACUGCAGCCGUCAGGUGGAGCAGAUAUCAACCAAAUUGAACGGUGGGAGCUUCAUGACACAAGCUCCUUUCAGUUGUGUGAAGGGCAGGGAAAAGAAAAUUCCAAAGCGUUCAUUUCCACAGAAAAGAAGAAGAGCCAAAAAUAGACAACUAUUUAUUUGUCAGCUUUUAGUCCGUUUUAAAGGCAUGAGGAAUGUUUUAUCACUUCUGUUCUCCAUGUCUGAGAGAACCAUGAAUGGCCGCUCUCAUCUUUAGGAAUGCUUCAGGUUCCAAACAGUCCUCUAACAGCUACUUUACUUUGACAGGAUUUAGUUGUGAGCUUCAUUUUAGUGUCUAAUUCAACACGUUGAAUUGUGGCAUAUCAUCAGACCACUCCAGCCUUCAUUCAAUUUAACAUAUGUAUGUCUUAAUUUUAAAAAACAGAAACACAAAGGGUUGAAAAGGCUUUAUAUUGGGUUAUCUUAAUAGUUAUGAACUAAAUGAUCACAAGUAAAUUGUGUAAAAUAUAUAAAAGGAACAAUAAUUUCUGAAAUCAUUUAUGAAAGAAUUUUAUUUUUUUUAAAUUCCAUAUUAUUACAUUUAAUUUCAAAAUGUCCUUUUUCAGAACCCUGUUCUUAUUUCAUGUCACGUUUCAUGACAGUGGUGUUGUCUCCACCUUCCAAGCGUUCAGCCAGUCAGGCCCACCUGCCCGUUAAGAUAGCAAGCUCAGCAGCUGCUGUCAGAUGGUUGAGCUGUUGUUUAGUUAGCCCCUGUUUGCUUCAGGAACAACAGUGCUAAAAUUAUUCUCAGCUAUGAAGCUGCUGUUGUAGAUAAACACAGCACACAGACAGACUCUUAUUUAUUUAGCUCAACAAGGUUGCAGAUUUUACAUACCUAGCUGGCUAGCUAGGAGGGGUUAUUAGCUUGGUUUAUGAUAGAGUGUAAAGCACUCUUAGCUAGCUUUUGUUGACUGGAGCGAACACAAUGAUUGUCCACUUUCUCUUCACAGGUGUGUGCCAGGGUAACACUGAACUAACCACCCAAUGUUUAGUUGCUGCUGGCUCUUUCCUUGUAUGUAAAAGUCCAAGCUCACAAGCUAGCUUUGCUAGUUAGCCGGCUAGGUAGGUAACAUUUAGCAUACUUGUGAAACAGAGGUUUAAAAAUAACUUUAGUGACUUUGUUUUUGUGCUGUGUUUAUUUACAUCAGCCACUGUAAAGAUAUCUUAGCUCUGUUGCUGCUCUGGCUAACAGCUGUUGAGCUUUGUAGUUUAAGAAGCAGGAGGCAUGUGAUUGGCUUCAAGGUGGUGUCAACAUCACUGUCGUGAAAAGUGAUGAAGAAAAAAAAUGACAUGAAAUGAAAAUGUCAGUAUAAAGGGCAUUUCUUUAAUGAAAUAAAAAUUUUUUUCACAAACUCUUGGUUCAUAUAUAUAUUUUACACAGUUUGUUCAAAUGAUUACUUACUUCAUAAUAUCUUUUUAUUUAUUUAACAUUUAAUAUUCAGUGUUUAAUAUUGGAUAUUUCUGAUUCUCGGCUCUCUGGAACCUUCCUGGAUUUUCUGCAUUUCAGGCCUUGAGCCACAUUUUAAUCUUCACUCUGAAAGCCUGCGAGACAAUGUUCUCUGUUAUUUUAUUGUGUUUGUGUAACCAAUGUUCUCCGUUGUUAUUUCAUUUCUGAGAUAAGCCGAUGUCAGACCUGCUGUAACACAAUAAGGAUUGAAGAUUAAGGAUUUAAUUGGGUCGGUCACGUUUUAUAAACACAUAUCUGCGUUUGAAUAUGUUUAGACAUCUAUAAAAAAUGUGCCAGCAUGCUGCUUUGAACGCACACAGGUGGCUGUGUGGUGAUCUUAGCAAGUCCCUUCCUGAGUGAUGGUUUCACUGUAUAUAUAACAACGUUCAUUCUGGUAUCCUAACGUACCAGAGUCUUCUGAAAGGUGCUUCAUACUGUUCAGUUGCCUUCCUUCUCAGCCUGUCUGCCUGUUUCACCUCUUCUACACCUCCACCCAUUUCUUACCAUCUCAUAUUUGAUCUGCUGACCAGCUCCCACCACAGAUUAAGAUUCCUUUCACCAUAAUCCUGAAGUAUCCCCAUUAAUCUGCAGCUGUAUACGUUGUAUUUCCGACUGUGAUUGGUUCACACAGUUAACGUGGACCCUCAGCAGCAGACGUCUGUAUCACUGUUUUUUCAAUCAGACCAGCCGUCUGUGUGGUGCUGUCAUUAUUUCAGAUGGACAUGAAUUGAACAUUGCUCCUGUGUACAUGUGGGUUGGUGGUAUUUCUUGGUAGUGCAUUCAUUUAGAACUAAAUACCAGCUGUUUUUACACAUAUGGAAAGUCAUUGUUGUCAGUGCUGGAUUAGCCUUGUGGGGCAAAAAUGAGCCUUGGGGCCCCAAGUGAUCAAUUUUAUUUAUUUCCAAAAAAUGUUUUACAUCCCAAUAUAUAACCACAUUGAAAUAUAAAAUUAUAUAUAUAUUGUAAUGUUAUUCUUUUUUUUUUUUUUUUAACUUUUAUUACGCUGGCAUCAAAUGACGUUCACAUAUUACAUGUCCUAAGUUUACCUGAGGUUUUAAAAUAUUUCCCCCCUAAAAGAAAUAAUUGUCAGUGUGGAUUUUCUCCAUAUCACUCACAGCUGUUUCUAAACAAACCUGUAGUCCAUCAAGUGAUCGACACCAUGAACCUGGGCAUUUGGGGGACGCUGAAGUUCUGAGGUCUGUCCAGCCUGGACUGUUUUCUCCAUUGUUUUUGCUGGGGAUUUGGAGGGUCUAACCUCUGUGGAUUUCACAACUAAAAACAAACUCUUCAUUGAUAUUUUACAGGGUGAUUCCAGGGUUCAGCAUUUCCCCAGCAGAAUUGAAUCUCUGGUAGUGUGGAGGUUUUGGAACUAAAUCCAAAUGCUUGUUGCAACAUUCAAAUUUACAGACAAUAUAAGUGAAUGGUUAACUCCAUGUAUUUUUAUUUUUUUAAACAUUUUUUAUUUAUUUAUUUUUUUCAACGGUUUGUGGUGGGGAGACUUGGUCUUCUGACCUCAGCCCUGUUUAGCCUGUGUGCUGGCUUUUGUGUGUGUGUGUGUGUGUGUGUGUGUGUGUGUGUGUGUGUGUGUGCGUGUGCGUGUGCGUGUGCGUGUGCGUGCGCCUGCUUCAGUUAUUCCACGGCUACGAACGCUCUCUACAGUCACACCUUUAAAGUGGGGCUGUAUGUGAAUAGGUACUAUUAGAUUUUCUGCUUUUACAGCACUGAAGUACUCAUGAUCACUUUGUGGCUGAAACUACUGAAGAUGGUUGUUAG